ACCGGUGUUGAUUCUCCAAAUUGGAUAUCAGGUGAUCAAAGUACCGACUGGUACGUUCACUGAGCUUCUGUUCAUCACGCAGCAGAUUAUUCACCUCAUCCUCCGUGGCUUCACCGGCCGGUCGUGCGGCUCGCAUAUGCAGACACUGCUGCGCCAGAUCCCAAAGUGGCCGCAGAUUUUUGGAGAUACUCUCACAUAAGCGGGAAUGACACAGUUGAAGUUUGUCGUCCUCCUGCCUGAGAUCAUGCAGCAUACCCUCCAGUUCAUCCUCAAAGUAUCCGACCGCGUCAACUCGUUGCUCUAAAGAAGAGACAUCGGUUUAUACAGAGACCGAUAACGGAAAGCAAAGGAAGCCACUUGCCAACCUAAUUUCUGCUUGACCUGGGUCUCAGCUAACCGGUUGACCUCGAAGCGGUCCCGGCACAAGCGGAGACUGUCUUCGACUAAGCGGUCACUGCGUUGUCGCUGGCUAGUACCGUCCUUGAUGAGGGCCGUAUUAUGGGUGCGCCACGCUGUGAUACUGGCACCCAGUUGGUUUUUGGGAACGCCAUAGUCGUGCGGGUAUUUGUACGGACUGAUAUUGGUGUCAAGCAUGACGAGGGACGCGCUGCAAAGAGAGUGUCAAAAAGUCAGAACAAAGCAAACAAAGAAGGGCUGACAAAAUCAAAGGGAAAUCGAGCCCAACAGGAUUUUAAAGAUCAAUGUUUUCUCAACUAAGAACAGUAACGGGGAAGAACGCGCUUGAUUAAGGCCCACCAAAUAGUUGCUAAGCCGAUGGAACGAUCCGGGAGGGAAACGCGGCGGAAGCGCUCGCGUCCCAGUACCGGAAUAUAUUGUGGACGGUUUCUCUGUCUGCUUGACGCCAUCAAGAAUAACCAUUCCUACUUGCCGAAAGUUGUUUCGAAAUUACAGCUGUUCGUCCACGUCGCUGGUUUGGUGCAGCUGGCUAUUCGUUGGACUUCGCCGCAAGGAAGCGGCGGAAUCCGCCUGCUUCCAUUUUGCCGGGAAUAAAAUUCGCUAUGUUGACCGGGUUAAUCCGGCCAUAAAUCUUUCGCAAAUCCUGAAAAGCACACCAAGCGCAGUGCGUGUAACCUUGACUACAACGCAAACCGUAACGUACUGCAGCAAAAUAAGCACUGUACGCGAUAUGGGAAUCUGACGGAGUUCCCCACAUCGUACGUUCCGCCAACCCCCAUAGCUAAAUAUAGCUAUCAGUUAUGACUGCAGCUGCAUUAACUGUCGAUCACCUGUUGAUCAUUGCGUGAAAGAAAAUUUGCAGUUUCUGUGCUUGGGAGAAGUCAGCGACACUUAUUUGCCGAAAAGAAUCGUGCCAUGGUCGCAAAUCCUUGUUGCCGCCGUCUUGCCAAAGAAUUUGACGGUUUCGAUUGGCUUAAUUCUCGAAUAUUGUAAGAAUCCUCUCUAUCAAAUCCCCAAUGACGCCCCCUCACCAUUGUGACCUAUGCACGGACCAUGCAGAAUGGCGAGUCGUCCUCUAACGUCACUGCCGUCUCAUCGCGUCCCUCCAGUUCCAGCAGUCUAAACAGUGUUGACACCACCAAUCCGCAGGUUUCCUCCAAUACCUCGUACUGGGAAGAAUUCGAGCAGCUGUUGAAUGCGCACUGCCAGCGGGUGCUGCAGGAGAUCGAUCAGCGCUUCAAAUCACUAGCUGAACAUUUAUGGGCGGACAUCGAUCAACACUGCGCGCAGCCGGAUCUCAUCCAUCGCACUUUCACCGAUAAUUUUCACCAAAUCGAUGACUACCUUGAUCAAGAGUUUGCUCAAACAAAACAAGAGCUUGACCGCGCAUUGGGAAUGGAUCGACGCCGACCUUCAGGUUCAACAUACCUGCAGCCAAGCAGUCAAGCACCCUCUUCGGCAUAUCCUUCGGGAACUUCUGCCUAUCCCUCCGGAACUUUGGCUUUUCCCUCAGGUACGACAGCGCCCAGUGCUUACCCAUCGGAUGCCACCUCCUCCUUCUGCCCGCCCUCCUCUGGAUAUCCCAGCGAUGUCUCGGCGACGACCGCGCCAUCCUCCUUUGUUCAGCCUAUCUCCAAUCCCUCCGUGCCCUUUCCCACACAACGACGCUCAUCGGCCAGCAGUAUAUCGCAACCGUUGUCCUCGGCCAUUACUCCCCUCCAUUGCUACCAUGGAAUACCUCACACCGCGGUCGUCACUCAGCCGGACUCCGACAGGAACCGUCUCCCAGGAGCCUUCGCGCGUGCGGAGUCCCUGGAGUGAUCCACCUACCCGGGCGGUGACCCCCUCGACAGCAUUAGCUGGAGGGGAUCGGGUGACGCCAGGACUGCGAACCGGAAGCCUUGAGGGAGGGAAUCAUGGGGAUCAGGCAUUGCGGCCGCAGAUGCCAGGUGCAGUAUUUCCUGGGGACCAGAUGUUGGGAGAGCACGCAAAGGGGUUCGCUGGACAAGCGUGUGCGUGUUCUCCGUGCACCGUGCAGUGUGUAUGCCCGUGUCCGUGCCCCGUGCCAUGUCCGCCGAUGCCAGAGUUGCCUCCGCGGAUCGUGGAGUCCACGGAAACCUGGCGCCGGUAUUCCAAAGGCCCGCCGUCUUUAUUCGCCUGGGGUGUCUUUGUGGGAAUUUGUGCGGUGCUGUUGUUCCUGUACUUGGGCAGUUCGCUGCCGGCUUGUGUUCGCCAGUAUAUACCAUUUAUCCGACAGAAUCUCUACGCUGAGAAUUACAGUUAUCGCCGGAGGCCGUACGAUGCUUUUUGGACGAGUUGCGGCACCUCAUUCUUAGAAUGGUGGAUGUACACGCGGAAUUUAUUCUUCAAUUACUGACGUUGGUUUGUUAUGGGUGGGGAAUUUAUUUGACAUGUUUCUGACUUCAGAUUAGGACUUAAAUGCUUUAUUUAUUUUAUUUGAAUCACUUUGUUCUGGGUAGAUUUGCCCUGAUUUUCUUCCCACAAUCUUUUGUACCAUUUGGUUUGUGACCUUUGCGCAGUUUUUGCGCGAUUUGCUAUUACCAUUAAAAGAUUAUCGCGUCGAUGAAAA
Molecule: messenger RNA, 3007 nt
Organism: Paramacrobiotus metropolitanus
Lineage: Eukaryota; Metazoa; Tardigrada; Eutardigrada; Parachela; Macrobiotidae
Exons: 7
Coding region: 1754-2794 (346 amino acids)
Source: RefSeq, a predicted model, not a curated record